Lethenteron reissneri (Far Eastern brook lamprey) is the source of this 1638-nucleotide messenger RNA. Its product is annotated as B-cell receptor CD22-like. Gene Ontology annotation, cellular component: recycling endosome; extracellular exosome; early endosome. Gene Ontology annotation, molecular function: CD4 receptor binding; protein phosphatase binding; sialic acid binding. Gene Ontology annotation, biological process: B cell activation; regulation of B cell proliferation; negative regulation of B cell receptor signaling pathway. Lineage: Eukaryota; Metazoa; Chordata; Hyperoartia; Petromyzontiformes; Petromyzontidae. The record is from RefSeq and is a predicted model, not a curated record.
CACCGCCCAUGCCGUCUAUAGACGUCCACCCCAACCGCAUCGUCGAGGGCGGCAACGUCACCCUCAGCUGUCGCGUGCCCGACGGAAGCAGCGGAAGCGGCGACGACGUGACCGUGAGCUGGUUCCGAGACGGCUGCCCCUUGGGGGAGGACACGAGGGGCAACCGUUCGCUGGCGAUGAACUCCGUCGACAAUGGGGCCGUGGGUCACUACGGCUGCGUCGUGAGCAACGCGUGCGGACGCAGCCCCAGCGCAGAAGUCAGAGUCGACGUUCACUAUGCCAAUAACAAACUACCACUUGAAGGAAACGAAUGGACGACUUACCACCGCACUUGUACGAUCUUAGCUGUGAUCAUCUCCGUCGCCAUCAUCAGCGCCGCCGCCGCCGUCGCCGUCGUCGUCGCCAGAGCUCGGCGCAUCGGAAACUUCGGAACAUAACCCGGAGCCGCCCCGUGGCCAGUCCGGGGCCUGGAAUCCAACCCAUAGGUGGAUUUGAAGAUUGACAAACGACGGCAGUGUUGAACGAUCACCUCUGGGUUGUUUUAAGUUGAAAUCCGAGUUUCGAGUUGUAGCGCGUUGAUGGUUUUGGGUCGUUCAGAAUAUUCGGACGACGACGUCUGCUCCUGUACAUCUGGAGUCUGUGUGUCUCUCGCUCGUUCUCUCUCUCCCAAUGGUGGUUUCUAGGUCCUCCAUUUUUUUUACCUCCGUGUGUAGAAUUAACAUCACCACGCUUUUAAGAGUAUUUGGCUACUGCUAUACAGCAGAACCACCCCGUUUAAUGACUAAUCGCUUAACGACGGGCCUCCAUAGAGCCCAAUGUGUAAUGUAUAGUAGUGUAGUGUGUAGUAGUGUAGUGUGUAGUAGUGGUGUGUAGUAGUGUGGUGUGUAGUAGUGUAGUGUGUAGUAGUGUAGUGUAUAGUCGAGAGUAGAACCCCUCUUAAUGACCAUCCCUGAAAACGACUAAUCGCUUAAUCACGGGCCUCCAUCCAGCCCAAUGUAUUCGCUUACCCACCAUACAGUAAUGAUGCAUUAACUCAUUGAUUUAACCAUGCUACUUGUUCAUAUUAUGUGUUUAUAACGUUGUUAUCAUCUUGGUGUAUUAAUAGCCAUUGUUUAAAUAUAAUGAAGUACCUUUUUUGUGGCGGAAAAGGGAUAACCUUCGAUACUAUCGGGACGAAAUAAGCCUUGAACGUGCAUUUUCUAUUACUCACUUAACGACCGGUUUCGUAGAACUAAUUACCGUCGUUCAGAGGGGUUCUAUAAAUGUCCACGUGAUGAUGAUAUCAGUCACUCGUGUUGAGUUGCUAUCAUUUGUGAUGGCCAGGUCGCUUAUGAUAAAGAGCCAGAGAGCAUAUUCUUGGUUCUUUCGGUAAUGUCACGUAGAAGGAAAAUAAUUAGUAUUAUUUUAUUCUUUCCCUUCUACGUGACUUUACCGAAAGAACCAAGAAUAUGAAUCCCUGCAGUCACGAAAGCUUUAAAUCGAAAAAGCUAGAGAGCAGUUCAGUGGGGCCUGAUCUGGUAAAAUGAAAAAUGGUUUAGUUUUAGUAUGGGUCUCAAUGACUAUGGGUCUCUUUGGGUCUCUUUGAGUCUGGGUCUCUGUGGGUCUCUAUGAGUCUGGGUCUCUGUGGUUCUCUAUGAG